Vigna unguiculata (cowpea) is the source of this 1053-nucleotide messenger RNA. RefSeq lists its product as uncharacterized. Lineage: Eukaryota; Viridiplantae; Streptophyta; Magnoliopsida; Fabales; Fabaceae. The record is from RefSeq and is a predicted model, not a curated record. Gene Ontology annotation, molecular function: nucleic acid binding; zinc ion binding.
AUGAAAAAGCCGUACAGCCGGCCACAGACAUCUCAGGGUCCUAGUUGUUAUCAGUGUGGCGGACCCCACCUGAAGAGGAACUGCCCUCAGUUUGUAGUCGGAGUAGGAGGGUCAGGAGACCGUCACAAAUGCUUCAUAUGCGACAAAUCGGGACACUUCGCCAACAACUGCCCAGAAAAGAAGAGUAUUGGCACGAAGAAACCUACAGCAUCGCCAGCAGAGCGAGCUAGGGCAGCGGGCAGAGCCUUUGCCCUGACCACCACAGAGGCUACACAGUUGGGUAAUCUUAUCCUUGAACCUUGUAUGAUGUUUGGUAAUGUAGUGCUUGUGUUGUUUGAUUCCGAAGCAACCCAUUCUUUUAUUUCUGAUGUGUACGUGGAGAGAUUGAAAUUGGUGACACGUGAUUUGGGAUGUGAGUUGCUUGUUUCAACUCCCUCCUCAGGUCAAGUGGCUACCAGUUCAGUCUGCGUUGGGUGUUCUAUGGAAGUGGCAAGUCGCGGAUUUAAGGUGAACUUGGUGUGCUUGCCUUUGGAGGGACUGGACGUAAUCUUGGGGAUGGACUGGCUGUCUAACAAUCACGUCAUAAUUGAUUGUGGACGACGCAGUUUGGUAUUCUCAGAACAUGAAGGACUGGAGUUAAUCUCGGCUCAGAGGGCGAUAAACGAAGCAGAAGUCGAAGCCACCUGCUUUAUGAUAGUGGCUCAUGCAGAAAAGAAUAGUACCACCGAGAAGAUCAGUGUGAUUCCAGUCGUGGAGGAGUAUGCCGACGUAUUUCCAGAUGAAAUACCCGAGUUGCCACCGAGUAGGGAUGUGGAUUUCUCCAUUGAUCUCAUCCCUUGGGCUGGCCCAGUAUCCAUGGCGCCUUAUAAAAUGGCACCCGCAGAGUUGGCAGAGUUGAAGAAGCAAAUAGAAUAUUUGCUUGAGAAGAAGUUCAUUCGGCUGAGCGCAUCACCUUGGGGAGCACCGGUACUACUAGUAAAGAAAAAGGAUGGCAGUUCGAGCCUAAGUUACUCGAAGAGCAACUCACCUUUUGGUCUCAGCACCCCAUUCUGA